AUGGCGUUUUUCCAAUUAGUUCUAAAAGCUAAUAAGCUAGAAAAAAUAAGGCAAAGUUACGAGGAUGAGAAACUGACGUCAAUCGAGAUCGCAAAAGGUGCGAAGAAGCCUGCAUACACGUUAAAGCAGCGAAUUCGUCGAAGAAAAUUAUGAUGUAUCGUACUCUUAGUGUUGCCACAAUUCUUCUCUAAACGAGGAAGGCAAGCCUUGAUGGCUUAUGCGUUUAUUUUAGCUUUGACAGGGCCAAUGAAAAACACUUUGCACAACAUCGGUGUACUUUCGGAAUCCUUAACUUGCGCACAAGAACAGCUAAAGGAAGCGGUGAAGACUGUCAUAGAUUUAGCGAAGCAGCCAUUUUACGCUCUACGAGAGGCAAUAUCAAAGGUCAUAAGAACUAUCAAGGCAAUCGUGAAGAAAAUCAAGCAAACUUUAAUUGCAAUUAAAAGACUCGUUCUGAGCAUACUUAAAGUUAUCACAUCGGUAUUUCAAUGGCUCGGAAGUAUCAUAAACAUUUGUAACAAAAAGUUGGGCACUCCUUUCGACAGGUGCCAGAACGUCUUCGAAGGUGCGAUCGCAGAUUGCAAAGCAAAAUUGGGCCCAUUUUUCGGAGUAAUUUGCAAUAUAACUUACAUAGUUAGUACCCUCUGCUACAUAGUGAAACCACUGGAUUUCAUUUGCAUGCUCGUUUCAUACAUCGCAGACAGUGUAGUUGGCGCUGUACGAAGUAGAAUUCAGAAAUUUACGAUGCACAUGAAGGCAAUGUUCUACGUUAAAGUUAAGUUCUCUCAUUCGUUUCACUUCGAAACGAACCAAAGCAAAACGAUAGAAGAAGUAUCUACGAGUAUUACUAAAGAGAUACGCUCGAGGACCGACAAGCUCUUUGGAUUCUUUGACUGGAUGAGUUUCGUUACAUCCUUCUUCGUUUUCUUCAUUUUACUUAGAGUAAUGCGUUAUCGCUACAAAUGGUUAACUAGCGAGCGUUUCGACAAUCGAUAUAUAACCAAUGACCUACGUACCAUCGAUUUGAUAAGAGCGCGUCAAGACAAAGAGACAGUUUUGCCACUAAAUUCACGAGAACGGAAUAAAUAUGUACCAUUGACUUCUGUUAUAUUGAUCAAAUCCGAAAGGAUUCAAUUGGCAAGGUCUAUGGUAUUUUUAAGCUUGAACACGAUAAAUCUUAUCACCUACAUGUCGAUGGAUUAUAGUCUAUAUUGGGUACUACAUACUAUCCAAAUAUACGGACGAUUUCGAAGUAAGGUGGAACGAUCAAGCGUGGUGACCAUGCACGUAUCAGGAGAUGGGUAUUUGGCUGAACUUUACAAAAGUAUCGUGAAAGCAUUCACCCCUCACGGAAAAGAAGCAGAAAUCAAUACGAUGCUUUGCCUCCCGGAUCCUGUGCCUCCUGACUUGGAUAAAUAUACUCAGAUCGUUAUUAUAAUCCUCUUUUGUUGGCUAAUAGCAGUCUUUGAACCUUAUGGUUUGCGACUGAGACAAGUGGUAAUGUGUCAGUAUUAUCCUGACAGGGCGAAGCAAAGAGCAACGUGGUUGUAUAAUUACAUCAUCAGAUCAAGAGGUAGCUUUUUAAAGUUCGCUAGACGCCAGCUGCGCAGGAAAUUCGGUCUAAGCGAAGGAGAGAAAGUCGAGAAAGUGACUUUAAAAGAGAGAUUAUGGGCUAUGUGUCCAUUAUUGAAUAAAUUGUUUCCACUGAAACAAACCGUAUGUCUUCUAUGUGGCGCAGUUGAACGCUUUGAUCAUAAUCCACACGUUAAAUGUCCGACUCCUGGUUGCAUUGGUCUAUUUUGUGCCCAGUGUUUCGCAGAUUUGCAAAAUUUAUGUACUAUUUGUCGGUCACCGAUGGACUAUGGCGACUUGUCCGAUAUGAGCGAGGAGAAAGAUUCGUCGGAGGAUCAAUUCGAAAUUCCAAAACCUAUAGGACCUCCGGUAGAGAAAAAAGAUGAAGAAAUAAUAGAAGAAGAAAAAGAAAAAGAAGAAAAAGAAACAGAAGAAGAAGAAAAAGAAACAGAAGAACCAACAGAAGAAGAGGAAGAAGAGGAGAAAGAAACAGAAAUUCCAACGGAAGAAGAGGAAGAUGAAGAAGAAAAAGAAACAGAAGUACCAACGGAAGAAGAGGAAAAAAAGGGUUACGUAAAACUAUUAAAAAUGGAAAAAGACGUCGCUGAACAGACAGACGACAAAUACCUAGAGGACACAGAUCCAAGUACCGAAUCUACAUACAGCUACACGUACCAAGAGGAAUCCCCGGAAGAGAUAGAAAUUGAGAAACCGAGGAAAUCAUUCAAAGACGUGGAAGCGCAGAAAAUAAAAGAUGAUGUAACGAUUCAAAUAUUUAAUCAACCAUUUGUAAAAGAGCCAUCAUCGAGCAGUGAAUCGCCGACUUCUUCUUUCGUUGUGAGAGCGCAUAGAAAAGUUCGUGCCAAAUUAAAGAAACCACCGGCAACCAGGGCGAAAGAUUCCGAUUCAUCAACUUCGAUCGGCGACACGGAAUCCUUGUCGAGCGAGAAAGUCGACGAGGAAGAAGUAAUACACAUAGAGGUAGACGACGGCUUGGAAGAAUUACUCCCGAAGGAUUAUGGGAAUAAGAAGAAACUGGGUCGUAUAAAUAGAAUCGUUGAUGCAGUUGCGAGAAUUCCUUGGCUCGGUAAAGAGGAAAAGGCACCCGAAGGAUUACGAAGGAAACGUCCAUCGCUUAUGAACAGAAUUGUCGAUAUGCUCCAUAGAAAACAAUCCCUGCCCGUACGAUCGUAUAGAAGAAGUAGAAGAAUAACAGAUUCUUCGUCUUGCUCUUCCUGUUCGUGUGACGAUGAAAACGAGAGCUUAUUGGACAAAGAAGACAGAGAUGUUGGUAUUACAUACUUUGCUAGAAACAAAAGUAGGAAAAGAUCCACGAGAGGUAAUUAUGAUGACAAUCUGACUGGGAAGGUUCUAUGCGAAAGAAAGUUCACCACGAAACCAUUACCAAGGUAUUUAGAAUCCGUUGCAAAAGGGACAUCUUAUUACGAGCUUGACGAAACCAAAGGUUCAGGAACGCGAACAUGUGUUCGUCAAGUAGAGAACAUCAACGAACUGUCAGACAUAAAAGGUUACUGUUCUUGCACUUCGGAAAUUACGUAUCAAGGAAACGAAGACGAAGACGUUUAUUCGUUAGAUAAGAGUACUAUGUUGGGACAGACAGAUCUGAAAUCAGAAACUACUAAUGAAGCAGGGAUUCAGAUUGUAUCUAAAAGUGACACAGGUUAUACGAAGGAAACGGAAUCCACGAUAAAUAUAUCGAAACCACGGAAAAAUAUGAAAGGCAACUUUUCUGAUAACGUAAAGUCGAAAGGUUUAAGGAAAAUAAAUGAUCAGGAGACAGAAUUGGAAGAGGAAGUGAAUGAAAACGUACUAAAAGACAAAAUGGAAUCUCAAGAAGAAUCUGCGACAAUUUAUACGGAAACAGAUAGCUCUCCAUUAUAUAAUCCAUUUGCAGGUACUAUUCAUAAAUUGCGUAAGAAAAUUACGCCUAUUAUGAAACCUGGUAUUUUAAAAGAAAAAUUUAAGUUAUCGAAAGAAAAUGAGAAAGUUUCCGAACGAAAUCUUAAAAUGUCGAAUGAGAAAUCUAAAAUUGCAGAACAGAAUCGUACGACAAGCACAGAAAAAUCUAUGAUUUCCGAACAGAAAAUCGAUAAUAAUAGCGAAAAGAUAUUGACCAAUCAGAAAUCUGCAGGCAGAAAAAUUGAUAAAAGUACGGAUCUACCAGAUAAAAGCAAGUACGUUCAAGCAAAGUUCGACAAACAUGAUAGGAAAUAUAAAUUUACUGAUCAAGAUACUAGAAUGUCAGACGCAAAAAUGUCUAAUAAAUUAUUUGAAGAGUCGAGUAAAGGAAGGAAAAGAAAAAAGGAAGAUUUGAGCAAGAAGAAGGAUAAGAAAAGAUGCAAAUAUGAUCGUGUUAAACAUGGUACUUCGAAACGAAGGAAAUGUAGCUGUUCAGAAAAAUCAACGUUCACCGAAGAUGAAGAGAUUUAUUCUUCUGAAUACAAAUUGAAGACAAGUCGAUUCGAUACUGAAACUACUGAAAAAGCAAGUGGUAGUGAAGACUACGAAUGUGAAUGUCAUCUAGAAAUGAAACAAAGAUUCGACAUGCCUGUGGUAAAAAGAUAUUUACCAAUGUAUCAGAGUCCACAACUGAUCGAAGAGUUAAAAAGGCAUGAUCGAAUGAGAUUAAUUCGGGAAAACGAAACUAGGACACGUAGAUUUGGAAGUUCUUUUCGAUCUUCAGAUUCUAUCUCAGCAAAUACUAAAAUGAGAAAUCAAAGAAAUCCUACUUUGCCAGAUGAUACAGAAAGAAUAAUUAAGGAAGGCUAUGAACUCCCUUACCAGAAGGUGCAGACUUACAAGAAUGUUUUACGUGAAUUGAAAAAGAAAGUCGGGGCCCAGAAACGUGAUAAAGAACCUGAAAAUAGUGUACCAUUAAUACGUUUAUCUCCGAAAUCACACAAAAGUAAAAUGAUAAAACAACUGUAUCCAUCACAAAAUCAAACUCAGAAGAAAACGAAUGUUGUAAAAAAGUUCGCUGAUAAAAUAAUAACACCACUCAAGCCAUUUAAGAGUAAAAGACAUAAAUACAAGGUGCAUAAAAGAAAAACAGGGUCUAAAGAGAUAGGAAGCAUAUGUUACGAUUGUUCGUGUGAUGCAGAAAUUUUGAGCGAAACAUCCUCUACUUGUAGUUGCCUCAAAAAGACACAUAAAUCUGAUAUUUCAACAUCUACUGACGAAUUAACAGAUAAUAAUUAG
Eufriesea mexicana is the source of this 4791-nucleotide messenger RNA. RefSeq lists its product as uncharacterized. The transcript is spliced from 19 exons. NCBI's taxonomy places the organism in Eukaryota, Metazoa, Arthropoda, Insecta, Hymenoptera, Apidae. Gene Ontology annotation, cellular component: membrane. The record is from RefSeq and is a predicted model, not a curated record.